CUUCUCUCCUCCCUCCGCACACAGAAACUUCACCCGUCAAGAAUGGCUUAACCGCCAACAAAAACGCCCUUUUCCCUCCUCACAGAGAAAUUUCACCCCGGAAGACUUUACUUAACCGCUAAGGUGGGGGCCCUUCGCUGCUCCUUACAGACAAGUACCAAAAGAUCCCGCGCACGAAGUUCAAAACCAGAUGACAAAUUCAUGGUGCCACAUGGCGAGGACACGUAAACAUGGAUUCCACUGUAGCUCAGAACUUUCGUAAUUACAUGGAAAAAGUUGAGGCUAGAUCUUGAAAUGCCCGGAAGAAGCAGUCUACAUGGCUCGCACUCGUGUCAGACGAAAAGUAGUGCGGAACUACGACGACGGAUAUUCAGUUUGAAUGAAUAGGUAAUGACAGUAUCUCCGACGGAGGCUACUGUAUCUUGUCGUAUAUUUUUAUUAAAUAAUUGGAUAACUUGGCACUAGGUGAAUAUGCGAAAUUUAAAAGAAAUUAAUUUCGCAGUGCCGUCGCUGUCCACGAUGGCGCUCCCAGUCCCGCUAUCAUUCUGCCUCCUCCUAUUAUUGUCCUGUAUAAUUGCUUCACAGCUCGGCUAGCUUCGUCUGCGAGCCAAAAAUAUGAUGUGAAAAAGUAUCUAGGUACAUUGCGGUAUAAGAGAAGAGGAAGAAGAGCAGAGAGGAGGGAGAAGUGAGGUUUGAGAGAUGAGCAAGCUGGUUGUAGAUGUGGUGGAGGCGAGCAAUCUGAUGCCCAAGGAUGGGCAGGGAUCCACCAGUGCGUUUGUGGAGGUGGACUACGAUUCGCAGAAGCAGCGUACACGCACCAGAGACAAAGACCUGAACCCCUCAUGGAACGAGAAGCUGGUAUUUUCUCUUGAUGACCCACUCUCACUCUCCAAUCGUACUGUUGAUGUUUUUGUUUAUAAUGAGAGGAAGGACAACCGACGGUCCAGGAAUUUCCUGGGCAGGGUGAGAAUUCAUGGCAGUAGCAUUGUGCGUCAAGGGGAGGAGAGCCUGCAGCGGUUCCCUCUGGAAAAGAGGAGUCUCUUCUCUCACAUAAAGGGGGAGAUUGCUCUUAAGGUGUAUUCUGUCAGUGAGGAAGAGAAGAAGAAGAAACCGGUUUCUGGGGAAAAGGAGGGUAAGGUUAAGGAGGUGGAGCAAAUUGAGGGUAAGGAUGAGAAGAAGAAGGUAUCUUCCGAGGAGAGUAAAUCUAAAUCCACACCCUCAUCAAAAUCUGAUGAGGGUAAGUCUAAGACACCCCAGACACCCAAACCCAAACCCAAUGUGGUUACUUCUACCACUACCACUACCACUACGACUGUGCAACACCUGCAGAAGCAGGGGAAGUCAGGGGAGGAGAAGAAAGUGGAGGUUGCGAGGCCUGUGAUGAUGCACAUGACUCACAAUCAGCCAGUAGAUUAUGCAUUGAAGGAGACCAGACCACAAUUGGGGGUUGGUAGUGGAGGAGGAUUUCUGAUGAGGGAAAAGGCUGGCAGCACUUAUGAUCUGGUGGAGCACAUGCAAUACCUGUAUGUUCGUGUUGUCAAGGCCCGUGAUCUUCCUGCCAAGGACAUCAGUGGGAGUUGCGAUCCCUAUGUUGAAGUUAAGGUGGGGAAUUACAAAGGGACUACCAAGCACUUUGAGAAGAAGUUGAAUCCAGAGUGGAAUCAAGUGUUUGCCUUCUCCAAGGAACGCAUCCAGAGUUCCUUCUUGGAGGCUGUGGUGAAGGAUAAGGAUCUUGUCAAAGAUGAUUUUAUUGGGAGGGUGGAGUUUGAUCUGCUUGAACUGCCUACAAGGGUUCCGCCUGAUAGUCCCCUUGCACCACAGUGGUAUAAGUUGGAGGACAAGAAGGGAGAGAGGAAGGUUAAGGGUGAAUUGAUGUUGGCAGUAUGGAUUGGCACACAGGCAGAUGAGGCAUUCUCCGAAGCAUGGCAUUCGGAUGCUGCUGCAGUGAAUUUGGAGGGAUUGACAAAUACUCGUUCCAAGGUUUAUCUUUCACCCAAAUUGUGGUAUGUCAGGGUAAAUGUGAUUGAAGCUCAAGAUUUGAUGCCUAGUGAUAGGAGUAGAUUUCCUGAUGCUCAGGUUAAGGUUCAGCUUGGGAAUCAAAUGUUAAAAACAAAGCCAGUAUCAAAUAGGGCUCUGAGCCCUCUCUGGAAUGAGGAUUUAGUGUUUGUGGCAGCAGAUCCUUUUGAGGAUCAUUUAAUUCUCACAGUCGAGGAACGGUUGGCUCCUAACAAAGAUGAGAUAUUGGGGAAGACCAUAAUUCCUCUGUCUUCUGUGACAAGGAGACUGGAUCACAAGCCUGUCACUUCUAGGUGGUAUAACCUUGAAAAACAUAGUGCAGCUGAAGGGGAAAAGAAGAAAGAAGUUAAAUUUGCCAGCAGGAUUCAUCUGAGAGUGUGUUUGGAUGGGGGUUACCAUGUCCUUGAUGAGUCUACUCAUUACAGUAGUGAUCUGAGGCCAACUGCCAAGCUACUAUGGAAAUCUUCUAUUGGCGUGUUGGAGGUUGGGAUCCUAAGUGCUCAUAACUUUCUUCCUAUGAAGACCAAAGAUGGGAGAGGGACAACAGAUGCCUACUGUGUUGCAAAAUAUGGGCAGAAGUGGAUUAGGACAAGGACAGUAAUUGAUAGCUUAAAUCCAAGGUGGAAUGAGCAGUAUACCUGGGAAGUUUUCGACCCCUGCACGGUUAUCACUGUGGGAGUUUUUGAUAAUUGCCACCUUCAAGGAGGGGCUAGUGACAAGGCAUCAGCAUCUAAAGAUUCAAGGAUUGGUAAGGUACGUAUACGCCUGUCGACUCUUGAGAUGGACCGUGUGUACACCCAUUCUUAUCCCUUGUUGGUGCUGCACCCUUCAGGAGUUAAAAAGAUGGGUGAAAUCCAGUUGGCUGUUCGCUUCUCAUGCUCAUCUUUAAUUAACAUGAUGCAUAUCUAUACACAGCCUUUGCUACCCAAGAUGCACUAUUUACAUCCUCUAUCAGUCAAUCAGCUUGAGACCCUUAGACACCAUGCCAUGCAAAUAGUGGCACUGCGGCUCAGCCGGGCUGAGCCUCCUCUGAGGAAAGAAGUUGUGGAGUACAUGCUUGAUGUGGACUCUCACAUUUGGAGCAUGCGCCGCAGUAAAGCUAACUUUUUCCGCAUCAUGAAUGUGUUGUCUGGCUUGGUAGCAGUAGGGAACUGGUUUAGAGAUAUAUGCAUGUGGAAGAAUCCUGUCACUACCAUCCUAGUGCAUAUCCUGUAUCUCAUUCUAAUCUGGUAUCCAGAGUUGAUACUUCCAACUAUCUUUCUAUACAUGUUCUUGAUUGGCAUAUGGCAUUUCCGCUUCCGCCCCCGACAUCCCCCCCACAUGGACACACGGAUUUCUCAUGCAGACGCUGUUCACCAGGAUGAGCUUGAUGAAGAAUUUGAUACAUUUCCUACUUCAAAAAGCUCUGAUGUUGUGAGGAUGAGAUAUGAUCGAUUGAGGAGUGUUGCUGGGAGGCUGCAGACCGUGGUGGGGGACAUUGCUACUCAGGGAGAAAGGUUUCAAGCACUCUUAAGCUGGAGAGAUCCCCGAGCUACUGCUAUAUUUGUUCUUUUCUGUUUAUUUGCUGCCAUAGUUCUGUAUGUCACACCCUUCCAGGUGAUUGCAGUACUUUUUGGCAUCUACGUUCUACGUCAUCCAAGAUUUCGGCACAGGCUCCCUUCUGUUCCUCUCAAUUUUUUCAGGAGACUACCCGCUCGCUCUGAUAGUAUGCUGUAAGCAGCUUGGCUUGAAGUGACAGGAGCUGUUAUGUGAUUUAGUGUUAGUUCUGCUGCCUCCAGAACAAACUUAUUUUCUUUGCUUGCAACAAUUUGUAGUUUUCUCCAAUAUAGCAGCACGUCACUUUAAAAGAUGUGUACUCUUAUGGGUGGAGUGACAGUUCUUGGACUCAGCUACAAGCUGACAUGCAUAAUAAUAAAUUUGAAAUUUCCCUUUCUUGUUCACCAUGUAAUUAAAGCCAUCUAAUUGUAUAAGGUUUCCUAUAUGUAAUUGACUUUGUUAAUUAUGUUUUUGUUUUCGAAA
Molecule: messenger RNA, 4035 nt
Organism: Cryptomeria japonica (Japanese cedar)
Lineage: Eukaryota; Viridiplantae; Streptophyta; Pinopsida; Cupressales; Cupressaceae
Product: FT-interacting protein 3
Exons: 1
Coding region: 700-3732 (1010 amino acids)
Source: RefSeq, a predicted model, not a curated record